AGUUCUUCGAGUCAGUUCAGUUACCAGGGGUGGGUCUGAACGUUAUAUAAACGGCAACAACGCGAUUUUGAGUUUUCUAGACCACAAAGCCUGUUCCUAAAAGCGACAUUAAAGCCAUUUAUACCAGCAGACGUCAGGUGUUUAGUGAUUUCUGUUCAGGAAACACCUCAAAGAGCCGCAUUAAAUCAAAGAUGACUGCCGAAGAGGUGGUGAAUGAAGGCAAUAGCAUCCCCAUCGAGGGUGAAGACAUCACCCCGAAGAAAGAUGGAGGUGUUUUAAAGCUGGUCAAGAAAGAGGGUACGGGCACUGAGUUGCCCAUGACAGGUGAUAAAGUAUUUGUGCACUAUGUCGGAACGCUGCUUGAUGGAACACCGUUCGAUUCCAGCCGAGAUCGAGGAGAGAAGUUCUCUUUUGAGCUGGGAAAAGGUCAGGUGAUCAAGGCAUGGGACAUCGGUGUGGCAACGAUGAAGAUUGGGGAGAUCUCUCAGUUGGUUUGCAAACCCGAGUAUGCCUAUGGGGCUGCUGGCAGCCCACCCAAAAUCCCACCUAAUGCAACCCUUGUGUUCCAGGUGGAGUUGUUUGAGUUUCGAGGGGAGGACAUCACUGAUGGUGAAGAUGGUGGAAUUAUUCGCAGGAUCAUCACUAAGGGCGAGGGUUACACAAAACCGAAUGAGGGCGCAUCUGUAGAAGUAUUUUUAGAGGGGCGUCAUGACGAUCAAGUCUUCGACGAGCGUGAGCUGAAGUUUGAGGUGGGAGAUGGAGAGAAUUUGGGUCUGCCACCAGGUGUGGAGAAAGCCCUGCAGGCUAUGGAGCAGGGAGAGGAGGCGCUCUUCACCAUCAAACCAAAGUAUGGCUAUGGAGCGGCUGGCAGUGACAAAUUCAACAUCCCUCCCGGUGCAACACUGCAGUACAAAAUCAAACUGAAAGCAUUUGAGAAGGCCAAAGAAUCCUGGGAGAUGAACUCCAUUGAGAAACUGGAACAGAGCACAAUCAUCAAAGAGAAAGGAACACAGUAUUUCAAGGAGGGGAAAUACAAGCAGGCAGCCGUGCAGUAUAAACGCAUUGUGUCGUGGUUGGAGAGCGAGUCCAGUCUGCAGGGGGAGGAGGAAGAGAAAGCCAAAGCGCUGCGAUUGGCUGCUCAUCUCAACUUGGCUAUGUGCUACUUAAAAAUGCAUGAACCAAACCUCACCCUCGAGAACUGUGACAAGGCACUGGAGCUGGACACAAAUAAUGAGAAGGCGUUGUUCAGGCGAGGGGAGGCACUGGUUGUCAUGAAGGAGUUUGACCGGGCGAGAGCAGAUUUCCAGCAAGUCACUCAGUUGUAUCCAGCCAAUAAGGCAGCAAAGAGUCAGAUUGUGGUCUGCCAGAAACAUCUCAAAGAGCAACAUGAGAAGGACAAACGCCUGUAUGCAAACAUGUUCCAAAAGUUUGCAGAUAGGGACGCCAAAAAGGAGGUGGAGCAUGAUAAGAAACCGAACGGUACCAUGAUGGAAAUGGGUGAAAACGGAGCCCAGGAACAAACUGCAGCAUAAUAGCGUGCUUGUGUGUGCGUGUUUGUAUUAUUUACUGUCUUUUGUGUUCUUGUUUUUUUUUUUGUUUUAAAGAGGCUUUUGUACUUUCUAUGAUUUUUUUGACCCUCUGAAAUGACUGUUUGUUCGACUGGAUGCGUACUUGUUUCAGUUUCUAAUCUGAUGUACAGUAGCAAGUCAUUUGAUUUUGUCCUGUGGCCAGACCCUUACGGCCAGGGUGUGCACUCGCAUGUGAUUGCACACAUGUAUGGAUUUUUACCUGUGCGUUAUUGUAAGGCAGCUAUUCGGCCUGGCCGUGUUCUCUGCUGCGUGUCUAUCUUUAUGCUUAGGGAAAUAAAGUGGAAAUAAAACUGACUCAUUCUCAGCAAAUAGCCUGUACGUUAACCUUUCACAACCGAUUCAGAUCCUUUGAACGCAAGAGUCGCACUGCUGUACAACAAAGCGCUUUUCUGUCCUGUCACUCGGCAACACCUGCAUGGAAAUGAUCGCCAGGGCUAAAAAGACACGAUUCAUUGUUUUAAACAUCUUUUCACUGUUAAACUCCAUUUAAUCACAACUGGAAGCCUUGGUGGUGAAACUCAAGCUUUUUAAGAGAAGAUAUCACCACAUCAUCCCUGUGAAGAUCAGUCAAGCCUCUUGCUUCACUCGUUUACCUGUGCAUAACCAUUUCAGUGAUACUGUUUGAUCGUCCUUAAUAAGGAGCUGAGAUUCGUGGCAAUACUACAAAUUCAGCCCCUUAUUGAGGAUGUUUUCCCUUGUCUCCUUCCAUCUUCUUGUGGACAGGACUUCCCAUGAUUGUAUAAAAUCGAACUUGUACACUGUAAUAUAAUGGCUGUAAUGGAAAGUAUUUGGUGAAUUAUAUCAUUGUAAAAGAGGCCCUGUAUUACAGAGGCCUACGAAGGCAAGAUUACUAGUGUAAUAGUGUGGUUUGUGUGGGCGGCAGAGUCGUUCACUAGUUCUCUUCUCAUGUCCUUGAUACUUAACUGAUGUUGACUAGAACAAUAAAGCAAACUAUGAACCCUCCUGGAUGUUUUGGUCUCACGUCUGGUGUGGUGUCUACAUUGUAAUGGAUUAUUAUAUUUGGGAAAUACAGCAAUUACAAGCCAGUGGAAAUAAACA
Molecule: messenger RNA, 2648 nt
Organism: Xyrauchen texanus (razorback sucker)
Lineage: Eukaryota; Metazoa; Chordata; Actinopteri; Cypriniformes; Catostomidae
Gene: fkbp4
Product: FKBP prolyl isomerase 4
Exons: 10
Coding region: 192-1532 (446 amino acids)
Molecular function (GO): protein binding; peptidyl-prolyl cis-trans isomerase activity
Source: RefSeq, a predicted model, not a curated record